AUGUCGUCUCUUCUUUACAGUCCCGUCUUGGGCUACAUUCAGACUCUGAAUAACUUCAUUCUUUCACCAAUGCUAUCCUGUCCAUUACUUCUCACAUCGAUCUACGCACCAGAAGUCGCCAACAAUGCACUAUCUUCCAUCGCCGCGCGACUUCCGCCUCAGAUCUCAACUACCCUAGACCUUUCUACUGUCAACAAGGUUCUCCUCAUCUGGACUAGCCUGAGUGUUCUACGUACCAUCAACAAGGUUCUCAAUGUGAUGGCUCACAAUUCCUGGCGUCUCAGACCCGCCUCGAAUUGGUCCUGGACAAAUGAAAUCGCUGUUGUAACUGGCGGUUCCAGCGGUAUUGGCUUGAGCAUGGUACAAAAGUUGUCGGGGUUAGGAAUACGAGUCGCUGUUUUUGACGUCCAGGAUUUGCCCAAGGAAUUGCAGGCUGAUUCGCGCGUUCACUUUUAUCGCUGCGAUAUUACCACUGUGGAAUCUGUCGCGGAAGCGGCUGAUGCUGUGCGACGUGAGCUUGGUCAUCCAACCAUUCUUAUCAACAAUGCCGGUAUUACGUCUCCGAUGCCAAUUCUGAAGAUGUCAGAAUCAUUUCUUCGCAAGAUCAUGGGCGUCAAUCUCAUGUCUUUGUGGUACACAACUCAGCAAUUUCUCCCUCGGAUGAUCCAACUUGACAAGGGCCAUAUCAUCACUGUCGCAAGUAUCGCGUCUUUCGUUGCUUUGCCCACAGGCGCCGAUUACUCAGCGACCAAAGCUGGCGCGUUGUCUUUCCACGAGUCACUUGCCAGUGAGCUCAAGCAUUUUUACAAGGCUCCCAAUGUUUUGACAACUGUUGUUCACCCCAAUUUUGUCAGAACCCCUCUUGUUGAAGGGUUUGCUGAGAAACUGGAGCGUGGAGGAGUUAAGUUCUUGACUCCCGAUGACAUCGCGAAUGAAGUCGUCGCGCAUAUUAAACGUAAGCGUGGUGGUCAACUUAUUGUUCCAAAGUCUGCUUCUGGUAUCUCUGGAAUUAGAGGAUGGCCUACUUGGAUACAGGAGAUACUCCGGGAUAUGAUUGGAAAGACAGCUUAA
Molecule: messenger RNA, 1071 nt
Organism: Fusarium venenatum
Lineage: Eukaryota; Fungi; Ascomycota; Sordariomycetes; Hypocreales; Nectriaceae
Molecular function (GO): oxidoreductase activity, acting on the CH-OH group of donors, NAD or NADP as acceptor
Source: RefSeq, a predicted model, not a curated record